Molecule: messenger RNA, 4671 nt
Organism: Argiope bruennichi
Lineage: Eukaryota; Metazoa; Arthropoda; Arachnida; Araneae; Araneidae
Product: lysophospholipid acyltransferase 5-like
Exons: 13
Coding region: 71-1492 (473 amino acids)
Biological process (GO): phosphatidylcholine biosynthetic process; lipid modification
Cellular component (GO): membrane
Molecular function (GO): lysophospholipid acyltransferase activity; 1-acylglycerophosphocholine O-acyltransferase activity
Source: RefSeq, a predicted model, not a curated record
GUCCUUUCCGUAGAGUGGCAUCGUUGAAUUUCGAUAUUGCAUCAAAGUUAAAUAAUAUUAAAUCCUGGACAUGGCUCAAACCGGUAGCGGAGGUCCUCUUAGUUCUUUAGCAUUAUUACUCGGUGCCUCUGAGCCGGCACUUAGAUUAUUGUGUACAAUCUUGCUUGGCUAUCCACUAGCGUUACUGCAUCGCUACCUGUUAUUUGGAAAAUCUGCAACAUUACAACAUUUAUUCUUUAUUACAUGUGGGUUGACCUUAGGAAUUUUCAAUUAUGGUUUUGAUAUAUUUCAUUCUGUUUUUUGUGUGCUUGUUGUAUAUAUUAUUCUCAUCACAAUUGGUGGCACAUUCAAGUCGGUUGUCAUAUCAUUUUUUUUCCUUAUGGGAUACUUAAUAUAUGGAUAUUAUAUUACUGGAACAGAUGAAUAUGAUAUAAAAUGGAGCAUGCCACAAUGUGUUUUAACAUUGAGAUUAAUUGGUCUUGCUUAUGAUGUUUUUGAUGGUCAGAAACCUGAGGAAAAACUAUCCACUGAACAAAAGAAAACAGCUUUAAAAAAGUGCCCUUCAUUGCUGGAAGUUGCUGGGCAUACAUACUUUUUUGGAGGAUUCAUGGUUGGACCUCAGUUUCCCAUGAAACGAUACAUUGAUUUUAUUGAGGGGAGAUUUCCUGGAAAAGAUUUAUCUGGAAAGCCAUCCUGUGUUGUUGCUGGCUUCAGACGCUUAGGUCUUGGAUUUCUAGUUUUAUCUUUAUAUCAAAUUGGAAACAUGGUCAUUCCAGAAAAAACUUUACUCUCUGAUGAGUUUAUGGAUUAUUCUCUAUGGAAAAAACUUCUCAUUAUAGGAAUAUGGGGAAAAAUUGUUCUGUAUAAAUAUAUGGCUUGUUGGUUGAUAUCAGAAGGUAGCUGUAUAAUAACUGGAAUGACGUUUAAUGGGAAAGAUGCAAAUGGAAACAACCAGUGGGAUGGCUGUGCCAAUGUGAAAUUGUGGGAUUUCUCUGUAACAAUAACUUUUGAAGGCAUCAUUAAAUCGUUUAACAUUAAUACCAAUCUGUGGGUUGCACAAUAUGUGUUUAAACGUCUGAAGUUUCUUGGCAAUCGCUUAAUUUCCCAAGCAGCUGCUCUACUCUUCUUGGCCAUCUGGCAUGGUUUGCAUUCUGGUUACUAUCAUUGUUUUAUAAGCGAAUUUAUUGUGAUGUAUUUUGAAAAAGAUGUUGAAGAUAUCUUAGACAAGCGUUUGCCAAAAUUGAAAGCUCGUUUGACUCAAGGUGCCUUGAAGAUUCCUGUAUUGAUUUUCUUGAAAAUAUAUGUGGACGUUUUUAUGGGUUAUUGCCUAGUUAGCUUUGCUAUGCUCUCCUGGAGUAAAUACAUGAAGGUCUAUGGCUCUGUGUAUUACAUUGGGCAUAUAUUUUAUAUGUCAUGGCCACUUUUGUCACCCCUUGUUAGAAUGCUUCUUCCAAAAGCAAGAGUGAAAGAUGAGAAACACAAGACUCAAUAACUAAAAACUACAAUAGUCUAUAUGAGAAAAAACUGUUAUAAGAAAUUAAGUGAAUCACCGAAGAAAUAGAAAAUGUUAUUUUCUGUAAUAAGUGCACCUUUUCAUCAUUGUUGCUUCAUACCAAAUAAUUUAUUCAUAUUCCGUAUUUUGUGUUAGUAUUGGCUAUUUUUGUAUAAGCAAUGAAAUACAGUUUGAUAAAAUUUCAUUUUGCAAUUGGAGAGAAAUAUAUUUUACUCCUUUAUUAAAAGCGAAGGAUUAUAGAUCCUGCUAUAUUCAAAAUUUCACAUUGUCAAUUUUCUUAAAUCCAGAAAUUCUGGAGCUGAGGAAUAAUCUUAUUUUAAAGAAAGCACAUUUAAUUAUGUGGAUAAUAUAUCAAUGAAAAUCUAAAUUAACUUUACAUAUUGAUAAUUUAAAAAUUGUCAGUAAAACUUUGUAAUAUUACUGAGUCCCAUUAACUCAAAAUACCUGUACAGUUUUUAGGCCAGAAAACUUUUGAGAAGGAUUUUACAAAUGGUAAAUAUUUUAAGAGAUAAUUAUAUUAUACACACUGACAGAUUAACCAAAUUUCUCAUUUAUAAUUUAAUUAUCAUAUUUAAUAUGUAUAUUUAAUAUGGUGUUUAAACAUGCAUAUUUACAUCCAUGACAUGAAAGAAGCAUUCUGUGAAUUAAAAUGUGUUGGUGAUCCUACUGAACUUGAAAAAUAGUUUUAAAUAGUAUUAUUUCAGUGAUCAUCAGAAAUUAAACAACCACAUUCCCCCUAAAAAAUAAUUGGAAUAAUGCAUGAAAAAGUAAUUAAAAAAACUAUAUAUAAUUUGCUUCAUUAAUAAAUAAUUUGAAAAUAUGUCUUGUAUAAAUAUCUAAUACUUUUACAUCCUUUAUGAAUUAUAGUUUUAUUCUUGAUAGUUUUUAGGAUUUUGGAAUUAAGUCACAAUCACCCCUGAAUUAAAUUCCAAAAAAAUACAAAGCUGUUAAAUAUAUUUAGCUGAUAAUAAUAUUCUGUUACAAUCAGUUACCUAAUGUAAAUAAACAUGGUUUGCAAUUUUUUAAGGAUUCAUGUUGAUAUGUGAAGAGCCAAGACAUGCUAUACAAGGAAUGUGAAGCAAGCUUUAUUUAAUGCUUCUUGUUAAUUUUUGUUUUAAUGUCUGAGUAUAAAACAUUCCACAUGUUUGAAAGUUUGUUUGUUAGAGUACUUAAUAUGUAUAAACAUUUGUUUGUAGAUAAGAUUAAUAUAUUUUACCAUGUUUGAAAGGUUGCGGAUCAUUUUGUGAUGCAUCAUGAAAUAAGAAUAGGUUGUAAAAUUAGUUGUGAUCUGUCUUUUAGGAGAACAAAUUUUGUGUUAUGCACAUACUAUUAGGAAAGUAUUUUACAAAUUUUAACUUGAGAUAAUCAUAAAGAUACCUUCCUUCAUCUGUGCAAGCUAAUGUCUUGUAUUUUUUUACACAUUUUUCAUUUUUUAAGAGAUAUUGAAAUGUGCAUUUUUUGAAGUUUUCAAAUUAAUAACUUCAUUUUUUUUAAUGCAUGUAACUCUGAUAUUUUGUAUACAUUUCUGAAAUAAAAUCUAUAACUUUUGAAACUUCUAAAAUUGCUUUCUUUUUUAAUAUAUAUAUAAUUGCAUGUCUAUAAGUUAUAUAUUAUGAAAAAUAUGUUGUAUUUAUUCUUCUCUGAAAAUUUUACUGAAAUGAGAAAAACUUGAAAUGUUCAACCCAUUUUAUACUAUCUUUUGAAUCAAUGAGUACUUUGGAAAGAAAUUUGAUAUUCAUAUUCACUUUAUAAAGCAGAAAUUGAACAAGCAUGAUUUUUUGCUUGCUAAUCUUUGUUUUGCACUCAAAAUUGUAUUUCAAAAUAAUAUUUACAAAAUGAAUAUAUCAUAUGUACAGAAAAAACAAUGUCUAUGACUUAAGUAUCGAAAUGCCAUUCAAAGGUGUUCAAAUCUUGUGUAAUAAUCAAUCAAUAAAAAUUUUUAAAGUUGCAUUUCUUAACAAACACAUGUAAAGUAGCAUUACUCAUAAGAAGGAAAAACUAUUUUUUGCUUUAAAUAAAAUGAAUGUAUUACAUCUAAUAAUGUAUGAUCUCAAUUUCCUGUUGAAUCUUUGAUAAAUUCAGCUUUUGCUAUAGCUUAUUAAUCAGCUUUAUUCAAUUAAACCAGCUUUGAUAAUAUGCAUAUUAGUCAAUUUGGAUAUGCAUAUGCUAUUAAUGAGGAAUCAUGGAUCUGAAUGAAGCAAGUUUACUUGAAAAUCAUAGCAGUACCAUCUGCAAUCCUAAAUUUUUAUGCAAUUUUUGUUUGUCUCCAUAUAUUUUAUUUGACCUUUCAUUUUGCAUUAUAUUGAAUAUAUUACAAAGAUGAUGUUCCUGUAUUUCUCACCCUAGAAAUAUAUUUUCAAAUAUCCAUGUUAUCAGUAAUUUUUGUUAGCAUUUCUUUAUUAUGGUAAAGGAAAAUAUUUGUGCAAUAACAAUUCAUUAUAUGGUAUCCAAAUACCUUUAUUUAGGAUGUAAGCCAUUUGGAUUGAUGUCAUCUUUUAUAGUAGCUCAUGGUAAAUCAGUUUCAUAAUUUUUUUUUUCAUCUACUACUUGCAAAGCUUAUAACUUGUUGCAUUUGAAUUGAAAUGAAUUACAAUGUCAUUAUGCUCAUGUAUAUUAAUGUCAUAAAAUGGCAAUGGAAGGUAUAAAAUUCUUAUUAGAUAAUGCAAUAUAAAUUUUGUUAUAUAUUGUUUAAUUAUCCUAUUAAUUGUCACUAUUGUAUCACCCACUGGGAUUCUCAGUACCUGUAUUUGUUAUUGAGUUAACUCCUUAACAUUUGAAAAAUCUGGGGAGAUUUGCUCUCCAGUUCUAUUCUUUUUUAUUUGAACAUGGUUCAUUUUUGAAGCAAAAGUAGUAUGUUUUGUAAUAGAGGAAGGGAUCCUUAUUUUUUUACAGUAAGAAACUACCAAAUAAAAUUUAUAUUCUUUUCAUGAGAUAGUAUUCUAUCUAUCCUUAAAAUGAUAGAAAAUAUUCAUCCAGCACUGUUAUACAUUUAUAUAAAAAAUAAUAAAUGAAUUGAAUUUUUAAAGAAAGGAACACAGUCCAUCAAUCCAAAUGGUAAGAGUAAUUUCAAAUUGUGAAUUUUAUUGAAUAUUUCAUGAUAUUUUUAUGCUAAAAUUAUUUUUGAAAUAUAAUUUUUGAUAAAUUUAUGAAAUUUUGUG